Molecule: messenger RNA, 4329 nt
Organism: Desarmillaria tabescens
Lineage: Eukaryota; Fungi; Basidiomycota; Agaricomycetes; Agaricales; Physalacriaceae
Product: patched family-domain-containing protein
Exons: 7
Coding region: 55-4149 (1364 amino acids)
Biological process (GO): sterol transport
Cellular component (GO): membrane
Molecular function (GO): sterol binding
Source: RefSeq, a predicted model, not a curated record
UGCUCUUGCCUUCCACCACACUGUCAUUGUACGGUGCUCGACAUUACUGCCACCAUGGCUGGGAAAUGUGCAAUGCGGGAUACCUGUGGGAGGAAGGGAAUGUUUGGAAGGGACCUACCAUGUCCAUAUAACGGGCCUCCAGUCCAACCAGAUAACCGUGACCUCCUCACCUCUGUUUGCGGCGCUGACUUCGCUACAGGGCCCACAUGCUGUACCUCCGCCCAGCUCACGACUCUCCGGGACAAUUUCGCCCAGGUCACCGGCCUCAUUUCCUCCUGCCCUGCUUGCUUGAACAACUUCAAGUCUUUCUUUUGCACCUUCACUUGUUCUCCAAACCAAGCAUCCUUUCUGAAUGUUACAUCUACUCAGUCGACCACGUCCGGCACGGCAGUCGCUUCCAUAGACUUCUUUGUUGGGGAUACCUUCUCUCAAGGUUUCUUCGACUCGUGUAAGAAUGUCCAGAUGGGGGCUACCAAUGGUUUUGCCAUGGAUCUCAUUGGAGGCGGGGCGAAGGAUUCCAAGGCGUUCCUCAAGUACCUUGGGGACGAGAAGCCGAUUGGCAGUCCAUUUCAGAUCGACUUCCCCCCAUCUUCUGUCGAGACCCCCGAAGGAAUGGAGAGACUCGACCCUCCACCACGGAAUUGCGCAUCCACUGACCUUGGUAGUAGGUGUUCCUGCAUUGACUGCCCCGACAUAUGUCCAUCUCUCCCCGACAUCCCAGCUGCCGCCACGUGCAAUGUAGGCGCUAUUACGUGCCUAUCAUUCAUUCUCAUUCUCGUGUGGUCUCUGUGUGUGGCAGGGUUUUCGGGAGGUACCGUUAUAGGAAGAACCAUCAGGAAACGGAGAGAGAGAGGUUACGAGAGAGUUGCGCUAAGUGCAGAGACAGCUUCGCUUUCACCACGGUCAUAUUCACGAGGGUUGAUUGGUGCCGGUUCUCUGGCGCAGUAUUUGGAUGAGAAUGAAACCGGAAACGGGCUGCGUAUAACAACGGAAGAAGAUUUGGGACGAGGCGCGUCGUUAUUGGAUCCCGUGGAAACCGCACAACCACGCCAGUACAAACUGAACAACGUCCUGAGGCGGGGGUUCUACCGGCUCGGACUUUGGGCAGCUUCCAGCCCAUGGCUGACUUUCUUCAUCUUCUUCACUCUUGUCGGACUGCUCAACAUUGGAUGGAAGAGCUUUGAGAUCGAAACAGACCCAGUACGCUUAUGGGUUGCCCCUACUUCAGAGAGCAAGAUACAAAAGGAAUAUUUCGAUGAACAUUUCGGCCCCUUCUAUCGAACGGAACAGAUUUUCAUCACUACUAGUGGUGAAGAGAAGGGACCUGUUCUAUCCUGGGACCACCUGAAGUAUUGGUUUGACGUCGAGACUGAUAUUCGCCGGCUGAAAUCCCAGGGUGGAUAUACACUUGAAGACGUAUGCUUCAAGCCUGCCGGCCCUGAGGGGGCUUGUGUUGUUCAAUCUCUUGCUGCAUGGUUUGGGAAUGACUUAAGUGGGUACGACGAGAAUACAUGGGAGGAACAUCUACAAGGAUGUGCCUUGUCCCCCGUGGAGUGUCUCCCGGAUUUCCAGCAGCCGCUUGCACCACAGUAUGUGUUGGGUGGUGUUCCAUCGGACGAAAAUGGUCGGAAAAACUACCUCGGUGCAGAAGCCAUGGUGAUUACUUACGUGGUUUCACAUGCGUCUGGUGUGGAAGAAUGGGAAGAGCUUCUUCGCGCCUACCUCGUUGGUUUGUCUGAACGGAUCGGGGAGGAGGCCGGUCUGGAGCUGGGCUUCUCAACGGGAGUGUCACUGGAGGAGGAGAUAAAUAAGAGCACAAACACGGAUGUGAAGAUCGUUGUGCUUUCAUAUGUCGCGAUGUUCGUCUACGUAUCGUUGGCAUUGGGCAGCGGAGUUCGCACAGAAGAAGAAGGGGUGAUUUCAUCACUUGUCAGAUGGGCAAGGAACUUCCCUGGUCUGUUCAAACGAGGCGCAUCUGGCGCAAUAUCGAUUGACUCGCGGACCACGCCACGAUGGUUGCCUAGACUCCCACGGACACUGUUCACUGCAUCCAAGUUCACCCUUGCGCUGUUUAGCAUAUCCCUGGUCAUUCUGUCGGUCUCAUCAUCUGUGGGAUUCUUCUCCGCGAUCGGUGUGAAGGUUACCUUGAUUAUUGCGGAGGUCAUACCGUUCUUGAUCUUGGCUGUUGGAGUGGAUAACGUCUUCAUCCUCGUACACGAGCUGGGUAGACAGAACAUGCUUCAUGGGCCUAAUGCUGGGCUAUUAGAUGGAGGUGUGUUGUCGUCCGCCACCGAUUCUAACUUGUCGCGUGGGGGUCACUUGUCGCCUUUUGAUUCUUCGCAUGACGAAGUGGAUGCUGCGUCGGUUCCUUUGUACUUUUCUGCAGAGGAACGAGUGGCACGGACUUUGGCGAAGAUGGGUCCAUCGAUCUUACUAAGCUCAAUAACGGAGACUGUUGCCUUUUCAUUGGGUGCUAUAGUACCCAUGCCGGCAGUGAGGAAUUUUGCGUUAUAUGCCGCAGGGAGUGUGUUCUUAAAUGCAUUGCUCCAAGUUACGGUGUUUGUCAGUGCUUUGGCGCUGGAUUUGCGGAGAUCUGAGUCUGGUCGUGUUGAUUGCUUCCCGUGCAUCAGAAUUCCGAACCGUAUCGAGCUACUGGAUGUUCCCAGCGACACUGGACUGGGAAAAAUUGCACGGUUCAUAAAGAGACAUUACGCGCCAUUCUUGUUGAAGCCUGCCGUGAAGGGCACUGUCGCUCUCGUGUUCUCCGGCAUAUUUGUGGUUUCUGUUAUUUCAAUGCAGCAUAUACAGCUUGGUCUUGAUCAGCGUCUUGCACUGCCAUCUGAAUCAUAUCUCGUGCCAUACUUCAAUAAGCUCGAUGAAUACCUUGACGUCGGCCCUCCCGUCUACUUCGUUUCGACGGACAUCAAUGUAACCCAGCGAUCCGGGCAGCAGGCGCUUUGUGGUCGUUUUACAACAUGCAACGAGCUUUCCAUCGCCAACAUCCUCGAAGCCGAACGCAAACGGCCUGAAACGUCUUUUAUCUCUGAGCCUAGCGCCUCUUGGAUAGAUGAUUUCCUUGGAUGGCUAGAUCCCGCUAAGGAGUCAUGCUGUCGGGUGCGGAAGCGAAACCCCGAAGUGUUUUGCAAUGCGCGGGACUCGCCUAGAUUGUGCCAACCCUGUUAUGAAGACAAGGAGCCUGCUUGGAAUAUUACGAUGCGGGGGCUUCCGGAGGGCGACGAGUUCAUGAAGUACUUACGCCAGUGGCUUAUAUCGCCCACAAAUGAAGAAUGCCCGCUGGCUGGGAAGGCAUCAUUUGGUACGGCGCUAUCACUGAGUCAACCUGACGAAGAAGGACAAGGAGCCGUAGUGGCGUCACACUUCAGGACGUUCCACAAGCCACUGAAGUCGCAGGCGGAUUUCAUUGAUUCUUUCGAAGCGGCUCACCGUGUUGCUGAUGACAUUUCGGAGAAGACGGGAUCAUACGUCUUCCCAUACUCACUGCAUUACGUCUUUUUCGACCAAUAUGCGCAUAUUAUCGCCAUAACUCAGGAAGUCCUUGGCCUUGGGCUGGGCGCAGUGCUAUUGGUAACCGCGAUCCUUCUGGGUUCAUGGCGGACGGGAAUGAUUGUCACGGGCGUGGUGGGGCUUACUGUGGUUACAGUCAUGGGUGUGAUGGCUGUUUGGGGCGUCAGUUUGAACGCCAUCAGCUUGGUGAACUUGGUCAUUUCGCUAGGCAUUGCGGUGGAGUUCUGUGCGCAUGUAGCAAGAGCGUUUAUGAGUGCAGGUUCAGGUCUUCCGGUAGAUCACCCUGCGGGGCAGAAGGAGCGAGACGAGAGAAUGUGGACGGCCCUAGUUGAUGUCGGGCCUUCGGUUUUAUCUGGGAUUACAUUUACUAAGCUCAUUGGAAUGUGUGUAUUGGCCUUAACACGUUCAAAGCUAUUAGAGAUCUAUUAUUUCCGCAUGUGGCUCACGCUCAUUGUAUCGGGUGCUUUGCAUGGGCUGGUGUUGCUUCCUGUAAUUCUUAGCGUGGCGGGAGGGCCAGGAUUCCCUCUGCAAGAGGCAGACGAGGAGUGGAUGACGAAUGCUAUAAGAAAUGAUUAUGAAUAUGCGCCUUUCUUGGCCGAUGAUGAUUCGGUCGCUAGUGAUUAGAUCUGUUUGUAUUGAAUUGCUAUACGGACAGCUGUGUAUCCUAUAAUGGCAUCUGCAAGUAAUUUAUUGACUGGUGCAUAGGCGAUCUCCCGAAUUACUGGGCAUGCAUUAAAUUAGAUGCAACCAACGCGUUUCAUCUCGGGCGCUUGCUCUUUCAUGGCGGCAUCCCGCAUAUCACCC